AUGUGUCCUCAACUUAAUGCUCUACAAGCUACCUUCAUAAAACAUUUAGAGAUGAAGAUGCAUGAAGUCAACUCCACCACGGUCACUGAGUUUCUUAUACUGGGAUUCCCGGCUCUGAAUGAUUACAAGUUGCCUUUCUUCUCCAUCAUUCUCCUCAUGUAUUCCAUGACUAUAUGUGAAAACCUCUUGAUAAUUUUACUGGUGUCCACAAGCCAACGUCUCCAUUCUCCAAUGUAUUUCUUCCUUGGACACUUGGCUCUGUCAGACAUCGUUCUUGUAACAACUAUUGCUCCUAAGAUGCUGGAUGUUAUCAUAAAGGAAGGGAGCACAGUUCCUUAUUCUGGGUGUUUGGCUCAGCUUUAUCUGCAUGGGGUAGCGGUCUGUGCACAGUGUUUUUUACUCACAGCCAUGUCCUAUGACCGGUACUUGGCCAUCUGUACACCUCUUCAUUAUAUCUCAGUGAUGAGCAUCAAGCUAAGAUACAUACUGCUCAUGUCAUCUUGGGGGCUCAGCUUCAUGUUACUGAUUAUCACACUUGUCUUUUUAUGCAAUUUAGUUUUCUGUGGGCCGAAUGUUAUUAACCAUUUCUUCUGUGACUUUGCCCCUCUUUUAGAACUUUCUUGCUCAGACACAACAGCACUAAGUAUUGAUAUGCUUGUUCUAGCUGUUCCAUUAAUUUUGAUACCUUUUAUAUUAAUAAUCAUAUCAUACGUUUCUAUUUUUAUCACUAUUUUUGGAAUUUCCACCACCUCAGGCCGACAAAAGACUUUCUCCACUUGCAGCUCUCACUUGGGGGUUGUAUCUACCUAUUAUGGCUCCAUCCUUAUAAUCUACAUGGUCCCUUACAGAGGACAUUCAUUGACUGCUAACAAGUUUAUUUCCCUUCUCUACAUUGUACUGACUCCGUUUCUAAACCCCGUUAUAUACAGUCUCAGAAACAAAGAGAUUCAGUCUUCUGGGAUGAAUUAUCUGAAACUUUGGUUGGAAAAGAUAGAAAAAACAAGAAAACAUAUUUGA
Molecule: messenger RNA, 1017 nt
Organism: Bufo bufo (common toad)
Lineage: Eukaryota; Metazoa; Chordata; Amphibia; Anura; Bufonidae
Product: olfactory receptor 490-like
Exons: 1
Coding region: 1-1017 (338 amino acids)
Biological process (GO): G protein-coupled receptor signaling pathway
Cellular component (GO): membrane
Molecular function (GO): olfactory receptor activity; G protein-coupled receptor activity
Source: RefSeq, a predicted model, not a curated record